Podarcis raffonei (Aeolian wall lizard) is the source of this 8618-nucleotide messenger RNA. It is a transcript of the gene ARHGAP33, whose product is annotated as Rho GTPase activating protein 33. The record is from RefSeq and is a predicted model, not a curated record. Lineage: Eukaryota; Metazoa; Chordata; Lepidosauria; Squamata; Lacertidae. Gene Ontology annotation, biological process: small GTPase-mediated signal transduction. The transcript has 22 exons. Gene Ontology annotation, molecular function: phosphatidylinositol binding; protein binding; GTPase activator activity. Gene Ontology annotation, cellular component: nucleoplasm; fibrillar center; actin cytoskeleton. Bases 31 to 4071 code for a protein of 1346 amino acids.
GCCGCCGGGGCACAUCAGGAUCGCGGCGCCAUGGUGGCCCGGAGCACGGACAACAUUGAUACAACGGGAGAAGGUCAAGUCCGCUCGCUGGGGAAUGCAAGCAGUAACAUCAAGGGGAAGCCAACCAAGAGACUUUCUAUCACACGAGGCCACUUCCCCAAGCUGACCGAAUGUGCUCAUUUCCACUACGAAGCUCUUGACUUUGGACACAUCGAGCUGCAGCUUGCACCCGAGCAGAAUGAGAAUCUCAGUCACUUGGAGGAGGGAGAGGUGCUGUUUGAUGUGCAGGUCACCUGCCAGGGCAAGAGCUGGCAAGUGCACCGCAGUUACGAGGAAUUCCGCACCCUGGAUGCCCACCUCCACUGCUGCAUCUUCGACAGGCGCUUCUCUCAGCUUCCCGAAUUGCCGCCCCUCAGCCACAUGCGGGCCCACCCUGAGCUGCUGGUGCCCAUGCUUUCACAGUACCUGGAGAAGCUGUCAGCCAUUGUGGACAGCAACAUCAACUGUGGACCGGUCCUCACCUGGAUGGAGAUUGAUAACCAUGGCAACCGACUGCUGGUCAAUGAGGAAGCUUCUAUCAAUGUUCCUGCCAUUGCAGCUGCCCAUGUGGUAAAACGCUACACGGCGCAGGCAUCCGACGAGCUCUCCUUUGAGGUUGGAGACAUCAUCUCCGUGAUUGAUAUGCCCCCCAAGGAGGACAGGAGCUGGUGGCGGGGAAAGCAUGGAUUCCAGGUGGGGUUCUUCCCCAGCGAGUGUGUGGAGCUGUUCUCAGAGCGCCCCAGCCCAGGACUCAAAACAGAUGCAGAAGGGAUGAGCUGUGGCAUCCCCGGGCCCCCAGGCCUCCUCUCUCCAACCUCAGUGUCCAAGAAACAUGGCAAGCUCAUCGGGUUCCUUCGCACCUUUAUGAAGUCCAGGCCCAGCAAGCAGCGCCUGAAGCAGCGUGGGAUCCUCCGAGAGAGGGUGUUUGGCUGCGAUUUGGGCGAACACCUCAAGAACUCAGGCAACGAUGUCCCCCAGGUACUACGGUCCUGCUCUGAUUUCAUCGAGAAGCAUGGCAUUGUGGAUGGCAUCUACCGUCUCUCUGGAGUCUCCUCCAACAUCCAACGGUUGCGGCAUGAGUUUGACAGUGAGCGAGUGCCCGAGCUCUCCAGGGACGUCUACUUACAAGACAUCCACUCUGUCAGCUCUCUUUGCAAGCUGUACUUCCGGGAGUUGCCAAACCCGCUGCUCACCUACCAACUCUACAACAAGUUUGCUGAGGCCGUGUCUGUUUCUGGGAACGAGGAUCGCUUGGUGCGAGUGCACGACGUCAUUCAGCAGCUGCCCCCACCGCACUAUAGGACCCUGGAAUUCCUGCUGCGGCACCUGGCCCGCAUGGCUAUGCACAGUCAAAACACCAGCAUGCAUAUCCGCAACCUAGCCAUCGUUUGGGCACCCAACCUGCUGCGGUCGAUGGCUCUGGAGGUUGUCGCACAGUGCGGUGCCGAUGCCUUCCAGGAAGUCCGAGUCCAGUCCCUCGUGGUUGAAUUCCUCCUCAACAACGUUCAGGUGCUCUUCAGCGACACUUUCACCUCCGUCGGAAAGGACAGCGCAGGGCGCUGCUUCCUUCCCCGACCCAAAUCCCAGGUGGUCAGCUGCCCCUCCACCCGAUUGCUGUCUCUGGAAGAAGCACAGGCACGGACCCAGGCCUUAUGCAAGGCUACCAAGCCAGAGGCUAAGCAGGGAUCCAAUGAUCUGCAGGGGCAAGGGAAGCUUUCUUCUGUGUUGAGCUCACCUGACACCAGGCAAAAGGCAGAAAGUAAUGGGAGGCUGCGGAAGACGUCAGGUCCUAGCUGGAAGGCCUUCUUCGCUAUUGGCAAAACGCCGGUCACGUUUCGCAAGAAAUCACACCGCCUCGGAGACCUUUUUGGGCUUGGAGAGUCUCUGCCAGGGGGCCAGCCUGAGACUGUCACCUUGCGAUCAGCCAAGAGUGAGGAGUCCCUGACAUCGCAGGCCAGUAUUGCAGGCCUCCCCAAGCUGCCUUGCCUGCGACGUCCACACUCCAGCAGCGAUGCCUUCCCUACCCUCAAACCGUGCCGCUCAUGCUCCUCUCUGGGCUCCUCCGUGUCUGGCCGUGGCGAGGGUCUGGUGGCUGGGGCGGCAGAUGUGGCCGCCCGGCGCCGCUCCUCCUGGCUGGAAGGCGACUCGGAGCUGGACUCGGAGUUGGAGCUCAGCCCCCCCGGCCUCCGCGGCCUGGACUUCGACCCGCUGACCUUCCAGUGCAGCCCCCCAGCUCGGCGGCCCUCACUCUCGGACGACUCCGGGCCUCCGAGCCCCGGGCGGGCACUCUCUCCCUGCUCGCCCCCCACGAUCGGCAAGGAUACGUCGGAGCCACUCCCCGUCUCCCUCCCUGAAGAGAUGCUGGAGAUGUUCGCCGGGGGCGAGGCCAGGGGCCCCAGCGGGCAUGCCUCUCCGCCGCACAUGAUCUCAAUGCUGCUGUGUGCUGCUGGCGGGCAGCUGAGCGACAGCUGCGAGCGUGAAGUCCGCUGCAAGAUCACGCAAGCCAAAGGCCGCACGUCGCCACUCAGCCCGAAGGCCGAAGCAGCUCCCAGCUCCCCCGGCGUGCUGUCUGUGCUGCGGCACAUCCCGCCUCCGCCUCCCCCCAAAAACCCAGCUCGGCUGAUGGCGCUGGCGCUGGCCGAGAGCGCCCACCAGGCGGUGCUGCAGCAGAAGCGCCAGAAGCAGACUGGGCGUGGGCAGCGAGAACCCCGGACGCAUUUCCGACGCUCCCUGUCGCUGGAGUGCAAGGCGGGAGAGAUGACGAGUGGAGCGCGGGCGCUCUACUCCAUGGUGCGCCCCAGUCCCAAGGCCCCCGGUCCUCCGGCCCUGCAAGGCCAGGCCAGGGGCAGGAGCAUCAGCAGCCAGUUCCGCAGCCGCCAGGGGGAAAGCCAGGUGCCUCUCAGCCAGGCGUCCCCCCCAAGCAGCUCGGAUUCCUUUUCCCCCUACCGGAGGGUCCUUGCUGACCUCGCCCAGAGAGACCACCCUUCGCAGUCCUUCUCGGAUCCCUACCACCUGUCCUCCCCGUCUUCUGCCUCACCAGGUGCCUACAGCUUCCGCCACCAGCCGCCUCCCCUGCCUGUGCCCUGCCCUGCCCCCCGCCAGCCUCUAGACGCCUACCCCAUGCCCAGCCAGCCUCUUGCCCCGCCAAAGCCCCCGCCUCCGCACUUCCCCUUAGCCGCCGGCCACUUGCCCCUCAAGAGCAGGCCCCCUGCUUUCCAGGCCUACCUCCCGGACCACCAGCUCCGGCACCACGGCCGUUUCCCGGCCACCUCCCGGGUGGGGGUCAACGGGACCCCCCCUCCUCCCCAGCUGGAGCACGAAAAUCUCUACUAUGAGAUUGUGGGGGAGCCUCCUGCGUACCCAGGCCUGGCACGGCCCUGGCCUUCCUGCCCUCCCCCAGAGUAUUUGGCCACCUUCAACGCUUCUUAUGGGGUUUUCGAGCGGCCAUGGCGCCAGCCCCUCCUCCCCCCAGCGCCCUCCUCCCUCCAGCCCAUCUUAAAGAACCCCCGGGCGCACGCCCAGCCCACGCCUCCCGUGACGGCCCGCCAAGAGCCCAUCUACGUCAACAUACCCUUCCCUGAGCCCCCGUCCACUACCCCUCCGCCCUCCCCGCCACCUGAAGCGGCACACCCCCGGAGCCACUCCGACCCCGGAGCCCCUCAGCCUCUCUCACACCACAGCAGACCUCCGUUGCCUCAGAAGCAGAGGCUCGGCUGGGGGUAUCCGGCCACGGGGCAGUACCGCCACCUCAUGGAUGCUUUGCCCUGCAGCCGUACGUUGUUGCAGCUCUACCGCCCGCCUCCGGCCUGCUGGGGCCGCUCCCCCUACGGCCCGGAGCCCAUCAUCACCUACGACGGACCCCCUGCCCGCCCGGGGAGCCAGGCCUCGGCACCUGCCUCGUCUCUACGGAAGCUGGAUGAGUCUCCGCCGCAGUACGGCAACGUGGAGAGGAGGGAGGGGUCUCCGUCUGGGUGCUACCUGGGGCCCAGCUGGACCGUGUACACAGAGGGCCAGACGCACAGCUACUGCUGAGAAGGCCGCCAGCCUUGGAUUCUCGGGGCUGGGCUCCGGGUCCUUGCCCCCUCCUCUCCCCCACCGGUGUUUAUGGAAUUAUAUUGUGGUACUGUUUGCUGUGGGGAGGGCGUGGGGGGAGGGGAUGUGGGUGUUGGAAGGAAGGAUGCGUCGCUAUCGGUCCCAGGAACGUCGUGCCCAGGCCCCUCGCUGGCUGCUGCGCCUGCCUGUUUCGAGGACUGGCCUGUGGUAUUGUUUUGAGAGCACACAGAUCUCCAAAGGCAGCUGCGGAACCCUGCAUGAUGUCCCCCACACUUCGACCGGCAUGACAUCAUGGCAGAGCCUUUGAGUGCAUCGUUUUAAGCCUCUUUUUCGCCGUAAUGGCUGUUUAUGUUACGCUCCAUGCUAUGUCUCUCAUCCCCGCCCCCCCCAAUCUCCACUGCCAGCAGUGGAUUCUUAGCACCUCCAGAGGAGGUCCUUCAUCUCCAGUGCGAUGGGCACAGUGAUGUGGCUGAACCCCACCCCUGGAUGAUGUCACCUGGUUUGCUUCGGUAACACUGCCUCUAAGAUGAUGUCUUGGGGAGCCGAAUGAUGAGGCUGGCGGUGCUCCUGGAGGUGCAGUUCCCUGAGCUGGCACAGUGGGGCGCUGUUCACUUAGCUAUGCUAUUGCGUGACAUCACUGGGUGAUAUCGCAGGCUCUUUGAAAGCUGGGGACGGACGGCACACUGAUCACUCCCCUUUAAAAAAAAACGUCGAGUAUUUCGAUCCAGGAUGAGUUCUAACUUUUUAACCGUUGUUUUAACCCCAUUAAAACAUUAACAGCACCCACCCACUCCCCUUUUUCCUGCUUUCCUAGUUCCUGGCGAGACAGCAAGGCACAAGACUCUUGGUUUCUUGCAUAUGUGCCAGGGGGUACAAGGGAUGCUUUCGUUAGAGUAAUGUGACUGGGCAACCUCCUGCUUCCUGUUCCCAGACCAUGUGUUUGUGGCUUUCAAGCCAGGCAGACUUUGGCGUCUCCAGAAGCUUCAGGGACGGCAGGCAGGCAAGGGGAAGGUCAGCCACGCAUUUGUGAGUUUACUUAGGAUUGGAGGGUCUUUGUAUAUCGGUUCGCGUGUGUGGGUUUGUUUCUUAUAGUGGAAGGUAAGAUGCAUGUGUGCUUGGCAUGGGAUGCUUAUGUAAAUUUGUGUGUGCGUGCGUGUGUGUUUGGGAACUGGGUUUGUGUGUGCCUGGGAGGACAUAGAGUUGGGUAUCCAUGUCUAUAUGGUAUGUGUGUGUUGUGUUGUCUGGAAUUGGUGGGUGUGCGUGUGUAUGCGUCUGUGAUGUUUGUAUAUAUUUCACGGGACAGUAUUUUAGGUAUGUGGGGUGGGAGGAAGGAGGGAGGGGAAUCUAUGCCUUAUUCCCCUUUUGACCAAUCACACCUUGACGCAAGGGCACAGGUGACAUGCCCCAUGCGAUUCCCACUCCACAAAAGCACUUUUGUACGGCCUGUAGGCUUCUUUCGAAUCCUCAUGAUGUCAGAUUCCUUUUUUUAAUUUUAAGGAAGAAAAACAAUUACUGAUGGCGAUUCCUGCCCCCACAUUACUGGGGGGGGGGAAUGAGAACACUGCCUGAGCGCGAUGCAGACAAAUUGCACACGCAUUUGGGUCCUAUUGAUUUCAAUCAGAGUAAAGCUGAGCAUGCCGUUAACACUCCCCCACUGAACUCCGUGUGACCUCAAAGUCAUGCCCUGCUUUUAACUGCCUGAUCCUACUGCAUGUUUACUUGGAAGUCAAGUUGUACUUGGCUCGAUGGGACGUGCACAUAGGAUUGCAGCCUUAACCUCGUCUUUUCAAAGCCACUUUUUGAAGGUUCUGGAUUCCCUCGUGAGGUUUGGGAUCAGCCAUAUCUGGAUCUUGGCCACCCCAGCUGGCUGGCAUUCUCUUGUGGUGAGAUCCAGGUCUUCCCUCUACAUUACCAGGCACCGGCCAUCUUAAAGCAGAUGAUACUCGUGUAUGUAUAAAAUGAUAUGCAAAUGACUUGGAAAUAAUUCUCCACCUCCAAUAUGGUUUUCAGUGUGAAACGUGUGCCCUGAUUUAAGAGUUUCGGAUCCAGGACUGAUGGACAGUUGAACCUUUUGUUUUAACUGCAGAAACUGCACUAAUCUUGCCCUUUCUUUCUUUCUUUCUUUCUUUCUUUCUUUCUUUCUUUUGGUACUACUGCUGUGGCAAUGACUUCCAGACUGCCCCAGGUCCUUUACCCUCUUCUAUUUCCUAGCUUUACAUAGGAGCAGUUUGUUGCAGGCUGCUUCUUGUGUUGCAUUGCAAACACGUGUGAGCACAUUCCGAAAAAACUGGUGUCUAAAAACCCACGUAAAGCAUGGUGCUGGAACUGAAACCAGUGGCCCUGGUCUGUGUUGGGUUGGAAAGUCUUUGGGAGUUUUCACUGCAUAUUUAUUUGCUACAUGGGCAGAGCAGUCCUGUGGCCCCUUGGGAAGGGCAUCUCAGAGGCCAUGGGAAUCAUCUGGUUUCCAUUUCCAAGGAUGGGGAGAUUGAGAGAGAGUUCUGAACUGGGGAGGGUGUGAACCAAAGGAAGUCACCAGAAUACCCCACAGAGAAGAGAAUAAAUUACACCAGCUCCGUAGGGAUGGGGGAGAAAUUUGAUUCAGUUUGUGUUUAGAGCCAAAUCUAUCAGAUAUGCUCUUUCCAAAACAAUAAGAAAACUGAAACAUAAAAAUGAAUACAUUUGUGAAAGAGACAUACAAAAAUGCAUUGAAUUAGGAGAAAUUGUUUGCAGAAUUGUGUGUAUUAGGGGUUGUCCACACAUGCACUUUUCCCGUGCCUAGAAAGCCCAAGCCCAAGAGGUUUUCCACUUGCCCUGCCAUUUCUCCUGGGGAAAACCCGCUCUUUAAGCGUUGAUCUGAGCAAACAUCAAUCCACGGAAAUCCCAAUUGAUGUUUGCUCUGAUUCGACCCUAAAGAGUGGGUUUUCCUGGAGGAAAGUGGUGGGACAAGUGGAAACCGCAUACAAUGAUUAUUCUUAGAAGAAAUCAGCACUAACAUGCUGGUGAAUUUUCACACGGAUUACUUUUUAACUUGAAAGUUGCUGAACAAAUGUGGAGAAUGAAUUUAAGAUUGGAGAAAUGGAGAGAACCAAAAUGGACAGAUCUUUCAAUCUCUUGCCAGUUCAGGAGCUGGUGUGUUUUAUUGCUUUUUUAUUUAAUCUCCCUGGAGUAAUGGGAUGGAAAUAGUUUAAAACAAACAAACCAAAAAGCAGAAAAGGACGAAGGAGCACAGCAUAACCUCUCCAAUCUCAUUUCUGUUGGAUGUUGGAUCAGGCAGAAGAACUGCCUUUGGUCCUGUCCCCCACAACGCAGAGCCUUAGGAUUGCAGCUCGAAUGUCUAAAAUUGGGGGGGUGCUCAUAUUCACAAGUAAAUGCUAAUAACCCAAGAUGACUUUUGAGAAUGCCCGAAUACACAUUUCAGACACAGACAACUGCUGAUAGCUCUAUUUAGAUGUGUUCUAGCCAUGCGCAGCUUUUGCCUGGGUCUGCCGAUGUGCCUAUGUAAAUGUGACAAAAUUUUGCGCAUUCACAGCAGGCUCAUCAUAAAAAUAUAUACCUUCCAUGGGAGAUCAAGGUGCAUAUUGCUGUUCUGAACUUCUGGGCAAUUAGAUUGUAGAUGCAGUUUGGGGGCAACCACUGUGCCUUUCAAAUAUAAUGUUCUGUGCAACCCUGAAAAUGAUUCCUGACCUGGGAGACCGACUAUUCAAUUGUACAUUUGGCAGGAAAAUGGGUGAGACCUGCUUUGGCCUGGGCCCGACCUGCAGCAGAGCGAAGUGGCAUUUAUUUAUCAGAUAGGCUAUCCGGAUGGUUCGCAACCCAUUUCUGAGAUGGUAGAGUGGACUGUACCACCACAGAUUGCAGGUGGGAUGUGUCUGGGGUGUCCCAUUUUUGUAAUAGUCCCCUAUGUGAAAAAUCAGUGUGGCCAAAUGCAAAAGAGGAAGAGGGCUCCUGCGCCUUUAAGAGUUGUGUAGCCGAUUUCAGCAUGUGUCGCUUGCCACACGCACAACUCUCUUGCAUUACAUCUGGGCACUCUAAUGGAAAAAAUUGUAAGUAGAAAGCAGCACAACGGAAAACAGGCUGUGCAAGAAAUUGCCUCCCUGAUGCGUCAGUUUUCUUCCUGCAUUUCAUGGGUAAGCAUUUAACAAUGGUGUUCCCCACUUGUGGCUUGAAGUGGUGCAGUUAUCUCACUCCCCUUGGCAUUCUACCACCUCGUUUUGCUGCCUGCAUGCAAACAAACAAAACACCAAGGGAUUGCUUCCUAUUGUUUCCUCUGUGUGAUGUCUCCCAGGGUCUGGCAUCAAAGGGUUCUGGGGGGGGGGAAAGGGGCAGUCCCACAUUCUCUGAUGCUGUGAAGCUGUCACUGCCACGUGUGUCUGUGCCUGUGUUUCUAAAGGCCAGCAUUUACUCACUACCCUGAUGUGCUGCAUCCUUCUUUUCGGAUAUGAAUCGACCUCCCUUUCUUCCUGGACUCUUGUACUAAAUGGCUUAAAACAAAACCAAUUAACAAAUAAAGGCAAACUGGCAGCUUG